UAUCGAAACGCGAACGCGACAAGAGAGAAGUACGGUUAUUUCCUAUAAAUAUUUCACAGUCCUAAUUCAGUAUGGAUGAUUGGCUUCGCGACGAGAGACUCAACAUAUCGAGGCAACGACUGUUUCACGUAACCGAUAUAUCUCCAGUAAUUUAUACACACGAAAUACAAAUCGGCGGGGAAUAGGAAUCGGCAUUGCUGCCCUGCGAUAUUCACGGGUUACAAUCGUGUUAUUUGACGGUGCUCAGACUUGAAUGCGUUUCGCGUUUCACGCCUCGCAUUUUUCAAAAUAGUUUGCUCGCUGUAUUUUCGAACGGAGAGAGGAACAAUGUGUCGGAUCGAGGUACGAUUUGAUUCAAGAAAGACCGUGUGAUAUCCUCGGUUGCUUAUUGACAAUUUCUUUAAGAUAUUUGAAUAUUUUCGGGGUGAUACACUAAACUGGUUGGAAUUCAACAGCCGGUGACGUAUACAGCUAUUUUCGUGCAAUCCUCUUACGUUUGCACAAUCGAGACUAGAGCCGCCAGGCAGUGUCGUGUAUCGUCGUUUUAUUAUUCGAAACGGGAUCGUGACAAGUGUUGGGAGGAAAUUGCGACUGUUUGCUACAAACAGCUAGCAAUUAUUAACCCACGCGAACUAGUUCCGGUGAUCGACUCAUAAACGUAGUAUCGUAGCGACGGCUGGUUAUCGAAGCAUUGUUUCGUGUGCUCUGUUUGAAUUAAAGCCGCAGAGAGUGGAAAUUAUGGUUACGUGACGUUGACGCGGUAAUUGUCUCUUUGAAGAUUUACUUUACAUCUUAAAAUUUUGUAUUUAUAAAAAUGUAAGCCGCUCAUUGUCAUUUCUGAAAAGCAGCACGAAGCAGCGUAUCAUAACUUCGUGCAAUCGUACUUUUCUCGCCUCGUUACGGUAGAAUAAAGUGCAAAGUCGCGCGAGUCUGGAGUGCAGUGCGACGAUUGUGUUUUGACUAAUUGGUGUGCGAUCGUGUCUUUGCCAGUGAACAAUGAAUUGUGUCAGUGCAUCGAAUCUGAGAGAACGAGAGGACCGAAGAAGACCAGACGAGGAGAUAUCAGGUGAAGCAGCAACGCGGGACGACUGAAGCGGAUCGACGAGUUCCGGGUGGCGGUAUUGGCGUUCAUGGUCGUGCAGUUAUAAUGCUGGCAACUCCUGGCAAUUGAAUAAUACACACACACACACACAAACACGGAUUGGUUAUUCGAGAUGGACGUGAUCGUAUGUAAUCAGCACGAAACCAGCAGCAUUGCGAGCAGCACUGAUGGCGCCGAGACUCAAUACGACGAGGAGAGCGCGCCUGACCUCGAUAUCGACGGAGAUCUGCCGUCCAUCGACGGCGACAACCGGAACAAGCUGCCCUUCCGCAGGAGCCUGUUCGAUAACGUGCCGCCUUACAUCGCCUUUCAGUCGUUCGACAGCAAGGUCAACUUGGUACUGCCAUACGAAGUGACGAGACAUCUCAAGUGGCACCUUACUACGAUAACACCGAUGUUGGUGCGCCGCAUCGUCGUGAAUUCCGGUUACCGGUUGAUGAAGAAGUGCCGGUAUUGGUGUGGCACUUGGGGCAAGCACAUGAAGUCCGUCGCCUACAAAGGUCUGAAGGAGUCGCAGAAGAUCAACCACUUCCCCGGCACCUUCCAGAUCGGCCGGAAGGACCGGCUCUGGCGCAACCUUAACCGGAUGAUGAUAAAGUACGGCAAGCGGGAAUUCGGCUUCGUGCCGCGCACCUACGUGCUACCUCAGGAUCUGCGUCUGUUCCGCCACGUGUGGGAGAAGAACGGCGGCAAGGAGAAAUGGAUCAUCAAGCCGCCGGCGUCCGCCCGCGGCACCGGGAUCCGCGUGGUCCACCGCUGGUCCCAAAUACCAAAGAAGCGCGCCGUCGUUGUGCAGCAGUAUCUGUCGCGGCCGAUGCUGAUACGAGGCGCCAAGUUCGAUCUGCGGCUCUACGUGUACGUCACCGGCUUCAAUCCGCUCAAGGUUUACAUAUACCCGGAAGGUCUCGUACGCUUCGCCUCCGUCAAGUAUAACGACGACAUCAACUACCUCAGCGAUCGUUUCAUGCAUCUCACCAACUACAGCAUCAACAAGACCAGCGCGACUUACACCAGCAACGACUGCGCGGACUCCAGUACCGGCCACAAGUGGACUUUGAGGACCCUGUGGUCCUACCUCGAGCAGGAGAACGUGGACGUCUCCAGGAUAUGGCAGUUGAUAAAAGACAUAGUCAUCAAGACGAUGAUAGCCGGCGAAUCUUCUAUCAACACUCUGACGCGAGCUAAUACAACUUCGAGGUAUUGUUGCUACGAGCUGUUUGGCAUCGAUAUUAUUCUGGACGAGAACCGGAGACCGUGGUUACUCGAAGUGAAUAUAUCGCCCUCUCUACAGUCUUCCUCGCCUCUCGACAUCGCGGUCAAGGGGCCCCUCAUUAGAAACCUCUUUAAUAUAGCCGGAUACCAACUGCCCACGUGCAUACCGGCGGAGGAAGUGGAGAAACUAGCCCAAAGAUAUCAGUUAGAUCCGGUGUGCCAAGAUUACAGACUGCACCAAACUACCCUUAGCUACCAGGAACAGCUUAAACAGGGCAUGUACGCGAACCUGAGAAACCGUGAGGAUUACCUCGACGAAAUUCUCGAUGAUCUCAUGCCGGACGACGUAAGACACCUGAUCGCUUACGAGGACGAGUUAACACAGUUGGGGAAUUUCGAAAAAAUCUUCCCUACUACGAGUAGCCACCAGUACUUGCAGUUUUUUGAUAUUCCGAGAUACUACAACAUGUUAUUUGACGCGUGGGAGACCAAGUAUAGUGAUAAUCGAGAACAGGGGAUCUCUCGAUUGCAGAAGCUGUGCAAGACCAAGUAUCACCUGGAAGCGAUCUUUUAGAUAGUAAUCCUUUUUUUUCAUACGCCAUUUUACAACGAUGGUACCGACAUCAAAGAGACGCGGAGCUGCGGCAUCGUCCCCGUUAUCGAUGCCUUAAUCGUGUGGAAACCUUUUUGUUUCGCAUGCUACGCGUACUUUGUUGUAUACGGGUAAACGUACCAUUUCCAUGUCCGUUGGUUCGCCAAGGAACCAAAUUCAUUAUGUGCCUUUUCCCACGGUUGUGCGAAUUUACUUUAUUAUAAUAAAAUUGUCUUUAAUAAA
This is a messenger RNA of Vollenhovia emeryi, 3149 nucleotides long. RefSeq names its product tubulin polyglutamylase TTLL4-like. NCBI's taxonomy places the organism in Eukaryota, Metazoa, Arthropoda, Insecta, Hymenoptera, Formicidae. The transcript is spliced from 5 exons. Bases 1215 to 2888 code for a protein of 557 amino acids. Gene Ontology annotation, biological process: microtubule cytoskeleton organization; protein polyglutamylation. Gene Ontology annotation, molecular function: tubulin binding; tubulin-glutamic acid ligase activity. Gene Ontology annotation, cellular component: cilium. The record is from RefSeq and is a predicted model, not a curated record.